This is a messenger RNA of Uloborus diversus, 1447 nucleotides long. RefSeq names its product KICSTOR complex protein kaptin-like. The transcript is spliced from 13 exons. Gene Ontology annotation, molecular function: actin filament binding. Gene Ontology annotation, cellular component: actin cytoskeleton; lamellipodium; KICSTOR complex. Gene Ontology annotation, biological process: cellular response to amino acid starvation; actin filament organization; negative regulation of TORC1 signaling. NCBI's taxonomy places the organism in Eukaryota, Metazoa, Arthropoda, Arachnida, Araneae, Uloboridae. The record is from RefSeq and is a predicted model, not a curated record. Bases 1 to 1386 code for a protein of 461 amino acids.
AUGUCCGUGAUGAGGGAGGCCCACUUUGUGGGCACGGUGUCCCAGGGCUCGAUCUACGGGCUGUCCUCCCUGAGCAGCGGCAGAGAGAGCCCCAAGGUGCUGGUGGCCUCCUCCAAGAGCAAGAUCUACUGCACCGAAUACUCCAGGAAUCGACGCAACCUGCUCUUCUCCACCAAGGAAGUGCAGUUCACCUACAUUCCAGGACAGGCAGAAAUAAUAUCGGUGGAUGCGUUCGACCAAGCCCGUCACGCCCGUGACUUUGUGGUGGGGAUCACGUUUGGAAAGUCCGACAUCGAUGGGAAGCAGAGCCAGUACUUCAACAUUUAUUCCUCCUGGGAGCCUAGCAGCGAAGGCGAUUUGGACGACAUAGCACAGGAAUGUCUGAGCAUCUAUCUCGACUUCGUGCCCUUUCAUCUGACUCAUGCAGAGUUGUUCAUCGACGGCACCAAGGAAAUAGUUUGGCUGUUGAGUGGAAGUGAUUGUCAAGUUCACCUUUACAGAGAGGACAAGUCUCAGCAAACAUACAGCAAAGAGCCCGUGGACCUGCGUUUUCCCGAGUUUAAAGAUCUGGAUUCUGUAAAAGAAAAACAUGCUCAUAGGGAAACCAAGAGGUUGAUUAAGGGCGCACAGCCAAAAAUGGGACUUAAAAAAGGACAGGGAGCAUAUUUGGGAUUAUGGAAAAAUUCCUCUUUUAGUGAAAACGGGGAGGGAAGGGUGACAUGGAUGGACUUCCUGACUUCUGAAAAGGAGAGACUGACAGCAUUCGGAUGUCGAGAUGGCACAGUGGCUGUCUCCAGGGUAGACCUCCACCCCACCUCCCAAGUCCGUGCUUCGUGGAGAAUUCGACACGAUGGACCCAUUUCCAAUGUCAGACUUUUUAGAGAUUCACUGCUGGAUGUUCCUGAGGGUGGCAGCAUCUCUGCUUGUCCUGUGCAUCUAUUGGUCACAAACACUCUGGAGGUGUGCGUUGUUUACAGGAAUGUGGCGGAGGAGGGUCUCUCCCUCUCAUCUCAGAGGGUGCUCCCAAAGAGCGGGAGAUACGAUUCGGCCACCUGCGGAUUGGUGGCAGACAUCGACAUGGACGGGGAAAACGAGAUUCUCGUGGGGACAUACGGACAGGAGCUGCUGACGUACAAGUGGGCGGAGCAAUCGCAGGAGUACCUCCCCAUUGGUCGGCGGUCCUUCCCCGCCCCCCUCUUGGCCGCCGCCCACGUCGAUGUCACCGGGGAUGGCCUCAGGGAGCUUCUGGUGCUCACCUCUGGGGGGCUGCACAUCCUACAGCACGACCUAAAAAUGGUGACAGAGUUAUGUGUGCAGAGAAUGAAACUUUUGUUGCAGAAUGUCUCGCAAGAGGAUUUGAAGAAAAUGCUUCUCAAAACCAAAUAAGUAUUUUUGGAUUUGUUUCUCGCCAAAGUGUGUCAAAUUUUAUGCUCAAAUUCUCUUCUUU